Molecule: messenger RNA, 8238 nt
Organism: Cryptotermes secundus
Lineage: Eukaryota; Metazoa; Arthropoda; Insecta; Blattodea; Kalotermitidae
Gene: vir
Product: protein virilizer
Exons: 17
Coding region: 227-7435 (2402 amino acids)
Cellular component (GO): RNA N6-methyladenosine methyltransferase complex
Molecular function (GO): RNA binding
Source: RefSeq, a predicted model, not a curated record
UUAUAAUCCUAACAAUCUAACAACAGGAUGCAUGAAAUGAAAAUUAACACUUAAUUCGAUAAAGAUAAUCAUCUAUAUAAUAAGUAUUCAGUAUUCUGAAUCAUUAGAUAGCGAUGAUCAAUAAGGCAACAUAAUGAAACUACGCCAACUGUUAUGUUACAAACGGAUUUGGCAAGCUACAACGGACGUUGGCUAGCUUGUAGCCCCUCUGAAGCUUAAGAUUGUCAUGGCUGACAGUACGGAGCUAUUGUUUUUCGACACGUUUUCACAUGAAAGUUCAGAGGAACUUAAUUUAGACCUUGUACAAUUCCCAAAACCUGUAUUCAUUAGUGAAGUUCGAAUAAUUCCAUUGGGAGCUCGCGUACAGGCCGAUUUUCCAGGUGGAGUUCGUCUUGGAGCAACGAAUCCAUCACAGUUUGAUAUAGAAUUCUUUGUAAAUGAUCUGAGCAAACCUGGAGCUUCUACAUUUGAAAGUCUUGGAGGAUUAGAAUAUAAGCAGAAUGUUAAUAUUCAAUUGGAAUGUGAUCGAAGGAUUCCCACAGAUGGAUUGGUUUUACGUGGUUGGUAUACCACAAUUACAUUGGCUGUGUAUGGGGUCCUCACCAAGUCUGUACAGGAAGCUCCUCCACCUCCUCCCCAGGGGUUGAUAACCCAUACGGUGCCACCACCAGUCCCCUGUCCAGCAGACCCCAGAGUGACAGACCCGAUUGUCACUAGUGCACCUGCUGGUGAUUGGGUUCAGCAGCAUGCGCAGGUAGCAGACUUGGCUCCAUCAGUGGACCGUGGUUAUAUGGUGGAGACCACAAUACCAGAUCCAUACAAUAAUAAUUACUCUGGAGAAUAUCAUCCACCACCUCCAGAAUAUCCUGCCCAUUCAUAUCGAGAAGAAUGGCCACAGCAGCCUCGGGCUGUGCUACAUGGUCCAGGAGAAUCAUACGAGGCUCCGAAAGAUCCUCGACCAAUGCCGCCAUACGAGGAGGAACGUUUGCCUUGGGAGAGUGGUGGAAGUGUGGAGGAGAAGUUACCUUGGGAACGAGAUCGAACUAAGGACCGAGAGCGUGAUAGAGAGAGAGAACGUGAUAGGGACAGGGAAAGAGAGCGUGACCGACGCGAUAGGGACAGGGGUCGUGAUAGGGAACGUGAUAGGGAUAGAGACAGAGACAGCUAUCGGGACAGAAGCAGGGACAGAGACCGGAGCCGAGACCGAGAUACUGACAGGGAUUGGGAGGAUAGGUCCCGGAGAGAAGAUAGGGAGCGUGAGAGAGACCGGGAGCGAGAUAGAGAGCGGGAAAGGAGUAGUAGCAGUGCACGUGAAUAUCAGGAAGUGUCUCGUGGGGGAAGUGGUAGUGGGGGUGGUGGUGCUGGGUGGGGUGGAGCACGCAGGGAACAUACCUCCCUGUCAGUGGAACGGCUGCCAUGGACAGACAGGGGUGAACACCCGCAGUCCAAAGGCCCCCCGUUGCUGCCGAUACCUCCAGAACAUGUGGUUCCACCACCUCACCAUCACCCCCACCAUCAUCACGAAGGCCCAGGUCCAGGAAAUCUGCACAGGAUUCCCUCGCACAUGCACCCUCAUCCUCCUCCGGGACCAUCGCAUCAUCAUGAGAUGGCGAGGCCACAUUCGCGAGGAGAACGCAAACCACGUGAUGGCUCAUGGGAGCGGAGCCAGGGCCCACCAUCUGGGCCACAGGGAUCAUUGCUUCAUCAGAAUCAAGAGCAACCCUGGGAACUUGGCCUUGGUCACGAGAUGUCUCAGGAACGUGACGAGGUGAUGUCAGGCAGGAAGAGGCCACGAUCACCUCCUUCACAGCCCUCGCCUGCAUCUGGCAUAGCACUGCGUUCUCCCAAGAGGCCUCACACGCCUCCCCCACAACAGCCACCAGGUGGCCCCAUCACACCCGAAGAUAUGCUCCCUCAGCAGCAGAUGGCACCAAGAUGGCCAUCUUCAGCUUCACCAAGCAGAAGUGAGGCCACCAAAGUGAAGAAAGAAGUGAGUUCGCCUACGCCAUCAUCCGGUGCUCAGCAGAAGUUUGAGUCUCUUUCGCCCGGUGACGUCGAGUCCAUCUCAGAAGGCGAGAUCCCGGAGACAGAGGCAGAUUUGGAGGGAGAGUCUCUUCCACUAGUGAAGAAUGAGACUUCCGAAUUGAUGGAACCUGACAAGAAUACUGGAGAAAAUGCAGGAGCCUCAGAAGAGGUUUUGUCAGCCAGUGAUCCAACAGUUAAGUUGGAGCAAGCUGAGGGUGAGAUAACCCCCACCAGGCCAGGAUCUGUGGAGCGAAAGACUCAGCCAUCUGCCACACCCUCCCUUCCUAACUCUGUCCCAAUAGCUGGUUCUCCCAUUAAGAUUUCUGCUGUGUCUAGUCCAAGUAAUAUCACUCAUGGCCUACCAUCUACACCUCCGCCUGCUACAGUGAGCAAUGUGGCAACGCCUGCUGGCUCACCUAUCCUUCCAGAUGAGCCUGGUAUAAUGGUUGUGGAACCAUAUGAACCCAUCCUCAGCGAUGAAGAUAUUGAUGAAACAGAUGCACAGUUCCAAGACAUGGAUUAUGACUUUUCAGAAUAUUGUGAUGACCACCUGAGCAAAAGUUUCAAUCCCUUUACGUGUGAACUUCAGCCAUUAGUUUACCUGAUGGAUCCUAGUUUGUCUCCUUGUGAAGUGGUGACAAAACGAUUGCUUAGGUUGCGAGCUGAGGGAUGCCUUAAGCCCACAAUGGAGACACCAAAUGAGGCUGUGAGGUUAGAAGAGCUUGUGCUACAGCAGGGGAAGUCUGUAACUGUUCAGGCUAGAGAUACAUGUUCAGGGGAACCACAGGUUCAUGAAGACUGGGUGCAUUUUGCUGAGCAGGUUCCCUCCCUGCUGAUUAAAGCAUUGCCAUAUGUCUAUAAUAAGGAAGAUAUUAUACAGACAUUAUUCAAAUGGGUAGAAAUUGGAUUGGACUUUAGCCUGGCACUGAGUCAACCACAGCCAGGUUACAAAGUGCGACACAUCAAAGCAGGAGUUCGCUUGGUUGAAGCCCUGUGCCACUGUGGUGAAGCUGUCACGGAACAAUUGUUAGAUGCUCAAGAUAUCCAUUCUAAACUCCUGGACUUGUACCACAAAGACUACAUGGCUCUGUCCAUCAAGCUGAUGAUUUUGCGUGCAUUGGAUUCGAGUCUUAGUUGCCAGCAGGCCUUACAACAUUUUCUAGGACAUAGGACUAGAGGUCAUAAGUUAACCCAAAAUAGAAAUUGCUUCAUUAAAGUGAAAGACGAUCCUGCGAAGGAAAUAGAAGGAAGUACGAGUGGUUACCGGACGUUGAUUAAAAUGAUUCAGGGCCAUCAGCUGGCAAGAGUGAAGUUUGCAAUCAGCUGUUUACUUCGAAAGUUACAUGUGUAUGAAGUAUUAGAAAGAUUGAGAGAAAGCGUAGGACAACUGAUAGACGCUAGUCCACCUCCUGGCAUAGCUAGCCCUGAAGAUGAACGGCAGAGGUUAUCGGAUACCAGCCCAGAACCAAUCCCUGCAGUUGUGGAAGUGUCAGAUCAAGAGGUAGAAACAAUUGUGUCUUGUUUGGAAGAGAUCCUUCGUGUGUGUAGGGAAGCGCCAUUAGCCAUAUCUCAGCCAAAGCGUUUCCUGCCAGUUUGUGCUCAGUUUGAAAUCAGUCCCUGUUCACAGGACCCAUACCCUGCACUAUUUUCUUUCUUCCGCUGUCAUCGUCUGUUGGAAGUAUGUCUUGUGCUACUGUCUUGCCCUACCACAGCAGGCUAUUCAGUAAUCACUGUUCCUGUACAAGAAAUUCUAGCUGCUUUGUUGGAUUCUCAGGAAGGAAUGCAGUUCUUGGCCUCAAAUGUGGAUAUCACAGGUGCAAUUCUAAGAGUACUAUUGCAGCAAGCACCUCCUGUGUCACCUGGUCCCCCAGAAGAGGUGCUGGACGAAAGUGCGGUGUCUGCCCCUCCAGCCCAGCAACUUGGUCUAUACGUGGCUUACCGACUUCAGGCGUUGCAGUAUAUUGAUGCACUUUUAGACUUAAGUGCUAGUGAUCCAUCAUUUCUGGACCCAGAUCAGACAGAAGUUCUGGACUGUCUGAACAGUUUGUAUUGUUUGGGCUUUUCUCCGGUUGGGAAGCUUUCCUUAGUUCAUGUUUUGAGCCGUGGAGACAAUAUAAGAGUUCUUUUGCGAUUUUUUACCGAAGACAAUUCCCAAGAACAGCCACAAACUCAAGCUCUGAAGUAUGACAUUGGUGAUUCAAAGAUAAAGAAAUCUCCAGGGAAAAGUUAUUCAGCAGAUCUCAUUGUGAUGACAGUGAAGUACUCUGAUUACGUCCCUUUCCUGCAGAAAUUUGGUAAAGAAAUACUUGAAGCUGCCUUAAGGGACGAGCAGCAGUUACCACCGUGUAGGUUGUAUGAAAUAGUGUCAUGGUUAAAACCUGUCGAAAACCCUUCUUUGUUUGCAUACGAUGAUAUAGGGAUGCUUAGUGAAAUAAUUAAGAGGAAUGUUGAAAUUGCUACUACUUUGCCAGGUGAACUUAUCAUUGCAGUUAGAAUUUUGAAGUUCUUGGGAAUUCCCCUCAGAGAUAAAGACUUGGCUGCGGUACACGAGGCAGUAGAUGCAGAAGAGUACGUCGAACUAAAGUAUAAGUACGUAAUACUGCAACUGUUCUCUCAGGAAGGUGUCACAAAUCUAACUGCCAUCCUGCAGAGACUGUGUGAAUUUUAUGAGCAGCCCAUGUUACAUUCAACGAGUUUUGUCGGUUAUCAAGGUGCAAUGCUUGUAUCGUUCAUCUUGCCAGCAAUUCAGCUGGUCCGCCGGAUGCUGACGUACGUCAUUCACUGCCGUAACACAGAAUUUAAGGACCUAAGUUCUGUACCUGUACUGCUGCAGACAUAUAGUUUGAUGCAUGCGUUUCCUGCUUCGGCCCUCGCUUAUGUGGACUCGCAACGUGUUUGUCGUGAAAUCAUAGAGACACUGCUGGCUUACACGCAGCCCAUAUCCUCAACCCCAUCAUCAGAAACAGAAGCUCUGAACAAAAGCUUGUGGACGAUGAUGAUGUCGGAAGUUGUGAAGUUUGUGACUACUGGACCGUACACAUUUGUACCCGGUUUGCUUGUUCUGUCUGAGCUCCUUCCAUUGCCUUUACCUGUUCAAACAAGGACACCUCUCCCAGAGAAUGAAAUCCUGCGGGCAGUGAACGGACGUAAACUGUGGAGUGCACAUCUACAUUCGUUAGGAUCAGGACUUCAGGAACUUAUCGCAACAAUGAGUGGCAGCAGUUUCCAGCCCUUGCUUCAGUUAUUGAGACGUGUGUGCGUGCAGUUGGCAGACCUCGCUGCUCCCACAGCGCUCAUUGUGAGUCGAGGUGUUCUGGAUACCGUGUUAGCGAGUCUUCAGAAUCUUCCUUCACCCUCUGCACAACCCCUUCCUUCAAGUAACUCUUUGUCUGCUCCAAGUGUCACCCCAGAUUCUCCUUGCUCUGGCCACACAGCUCGUCUGCUCAAUUUUCUUGCCUGCCUUGUGACACAUGCAUCAGUGAAAUCAGCUGUACUUCAUCUGCUAGCCAAGGGCGGCUCAGUGAAGUCUGAUGAACGUUACCCUGCACUGGUGACAUCUCUCUGUGCUAUCCUGCGUUCACCAUCAGACUCUUCUUCACAUAUCCAGGCACAAGAAUGCGUCGUUUCGGUGAUUCAGUCGCUUUGUGACACAGAGGUGACACUGCUACCUCCGCCAGGCACGACGCUGGUUGGAGGAAGCGGGGGAGAUAUUGGUUGUAUGCCAACACCAGAAGUGUACCUGGCCAAUGCUCUACCUCCACGUGAUCUUCUUCUGACAAUGUGCACUGUCAUGUUGGAACAUGUUGCCAAUAUUGAACACAGCUUCACAACAUUGUUACCAACUGUUCGCACUUUCCUCAUGCUCAUGGAGCAUGAUUAUGGGUUUUACCAUCUCAAGAGCUGCCUGGAGAAGAAAACGGACGCGUUGCUGAAUUUAUUCGUCAAAUUCUGCUCCGGAUUCAGUAAGGAUAGUUCAGACUGCCUUUCAACUCUCUCCACGAGCCUUGAACUUCUGCGUGUGUGUAUCUCCCUUGAGGAAGAUGAGACAGAGUCAGUCCUGGGAUUGCCUGCUAGGAAUCUUGUGAUGUCUGUCCCAGAGCUUGCAGUAGUGCUUGGCUGGGAUCGUGCCCAUGCAGAGGGCCAGGAAGAUGAGUCAGUGGAUGCCAUUGCGGCUGGCGACACAACCAAGUCUCCAGCGGACACAAAUGAAUCCAUCGAGAUUAAUGGUGCUACGCACAACAAAAAGAAACAUCCUAUUUUCUGUUUAGAGAAACUUUUACAGGAUUGUAGCUCUGAAGAAGAGGCUUUGGAGAGUCUGCAUGAGAAUGUGGCCAGUCUUAUCAAAUUGCUCGAGGUUGAAGGAAGCAAACCUCUCGAGAACAGAGAGUUGCCAGAACCGAUUUUACCUCCGCCUGAGCCAUUGCUCUCGCAGUUCGCGGCUCGUCCUGUAUUCGUAGUUGGUGAGGUUGACGAUGAACGUCUCAGCUCUACAUACUGGCUUGCACCUCCGCCUGUAGAUGAGGCAGAUCAAGAUAUGGAUCAGGUGAGCUGUGACCUAAUGGAAAUGGCACGUCUCUACCUGCCAGACUUCCAUCUCCCACUGGAGGCAGAACGGUUGUGUCGUCUCAAGACGACAGCUGGAACUGAUGGGGAUGAAGAUGAAGGUGACCAGAUGAAGAAGAGAGGGGAUGACCUCAACAAAUACCUCACAGCAGACAGCAAACAUAAGAGGCCAUUUGUGGCACCAAUGCGAGGAAGAGGUUUUGGUAGGUCAGUACCACAACGAGGUGACCUGUUUAGGUCACGACCACCCAACACUUCUCGCCCUCCAUCGCUCCAUGUGGAUGAUUUUGUGGCAUUGGAGAUUUCUGGCCAGCAGCCCACUGGACCAACUGGAUACAACAAGAUUUCAAUGCGAGCUGCCAAGGAUAUGAUGGCAACUAGAGCUAGAGGUAGAGGGCGGGCCUUUGGUACUGAUAGGGGGCGCUUCUUUGGUUCUGCCACACCCUACAACCGUCGUGAAAAUGGGAGAGGAAUUCCCAGGGGUGUGAGUUCAAUGCUGCCACGUGUUGGCAAUGGCAGGGGUGGAGUAUCUUCACCUGCCUGGCCUCCACAUAGUGGUGAAGUGCCAAGUCCCAGUAGUCAGCCGCCUCCACCACGUUCAUUUCGGACUCCAGAACCACGAGACAUGCGGAUGCUCCCUCGUUCUGAGGAAAAAUUUAGCAUUGCUGGUGGUAGCAGUAGUGGUGGAGGUGGAAGUGGUCGUUUUGGUGGUCGAGGCAUCAGAGGAGGUGGUCCAGGGAAUUGGGCUAUUAAGGACAACCGGGAGAGAUUUGGUGGCCCUAAUAUUCGAGGCGGAGGACGGAGAGAACCGCCUCCUGGACGUCAUGUACGUUCAUUCACAAGAUAAAUCUUGGAUUUGUUAUAUGUUAUAACAACUACACUAUUCUUUCCCUUUGUAUUGAAGGACUGAAAGUUUUUAGUCUACAAAUAACUAUAUGAUGCUUCGUAAAGGUGAGCUUUUCACAUGGUGUUUUUUGUUAUAAACCCCUUUAUAAGUUUUUACACUCACUGUUAAGGCAUCAGGAACAUGCAACUCUACUUAUUAACACUACCAGUUCUUCAGCGUCAUGUUCUAACUCCAUUUUUAGUGUUCAGUUUUCUCCAAAUACAGCAAUCCACAGACUGGAGGCUACAUUUUAUGUAUAUUAGCUCAAAUAUAUUUUUUAAUGUGAAAUAGACAUGAAACAUAUAUUAAUCUGUAAACGAAAAAUAAUAGAAUGUAUUACCUUGCAUAAGAAUCAUCCAGCAAAUGGUUUGAUUAAGACUAAAAGCUAAUUGUACGUGUGUGCACUGUGUGUUACAUUAACCAUUCUUAACUUAAGUAAUUGUACACUUUUUUGAUCAGAUUUGGUACAGUGUGAAGUUGCUGUCACAUUUGUUAAUUGUGUACAAGGUUGUGCUCGAAGAAUAUCAUGCUUUAAGCAGAAUUGUUUACAGAAAGAAAUGGAUUUUGAGUAGGAAGAUAGUGAUGCAAGCAAUACUAUAUUUCCUUCUGACCUCUUAAAGCAUUGUCAUAUUUGCUGCAAACUUCAAGAAAAGUGAUGUAUUUUAUGGUGACUUCAUAAAAAAUCAAAUCAGUUUCUGUACAAAAUGAAGAUUUAGGUUUUAAAUAAUAAAACCAUCACUGAAGGAGGUUAUUGGUUAUCUGUU